CACGUGUGUGAGUGCGCGACGUAAACAGUGGCUGGCCUGGCACGAGUGCACGUGUGACCCACAGCCUGCAAAUAUCAUUCAGGCUUUCAAGACUCUCAACCUCACCAGGACCUUCCUACAGAAAAUAAAUCAACUCCAUCGCAUAUAGCCUGAACACAUCACCACCACAUACCGCACCUUGAGGCACUAGAGGCUGUGACACACAGCCUGCACGGCCCCAACAAACCCCAAGAAGUAGAAGGAAGCCUGCCCGGUAUUCACAGGACACAGGUUCUCAACUAGAAUAAACACUAUUGUAAAGGCAAAACAAAAUGGCUUACAAAAAGAAGAUUGCAAACACAACCAAUCAUACUAAAAAGCAAGCAGUUCAAAAUAUUCAAAAGAAAAGAACCAAGAUUAAAAAAAAAUCUCACAAGUUCAUUCUGGACAAACAAGGUGACAGAAAACCAUCAAAAUCCUCAUUUGACAAGAAAAACAGAAAGAAAAAUGCACUGGGCCAUGAUGCUCUUAUUCAGAAAGAAAGAGAGUUGAUGGUAGACCUGUUUGGUGGUGAUGGUGAAUGUAUGGAAAAGAUUGAGAAACACACUGAUGAACUAGAAGAGAAAGAACUGCCUGAGGUCAAGGUGAAAAGUGAGGUGAAAGAAAAGGACCUGUUGCCUUUAAUACCUGAUGAUCCUUUUGAUAUCCACCACCAGCACGAAGAGAAGCAGAAAAGACCAGCGUGGAUAGAUGAGGAUGACCACAAUAUAAGAGUGAAAGAUGUGGUGGCAGGAAUGGACAAAGCUCGUGGCUCAAGGGGCACAAGAGAAGUGUCAGAGGAACAAUAUAGCCACACUUUGCAACAAAAGUUCAACCAAGUAAUGGGUGCAACUCCUAAAUGGGCUCACCUCCACCAGCCUGCUGGAGAAGAUGAGGAAGAAGCAUUGCUGGAGAAGAGUACUGGAGACUACCUGGCACGUGGAAAAUCUGCAAAAUUGGACAAGAAACGACUAGAUUUCAAGAAACAGGUGGAUCUCAACCAUGCUUCACGUACUGAAGGGGCCAUCAUUGCUGCCACAGAAUUCAACCCCAAGUACAACAUGGCUCUUGUUGCAGGCUUCUCUAGCACUGUUGUGGGAGCUGCUUCACUUUUCAAGGUUGAUGGAACCUACAACCACUUGAUUCAUUCAGUCAAGUUCCCUAAGUUUCCCAUCAAAUAUGCCAAGUUCCUUUGUGAUGGUGGAAAGUUUGUGGUUGGCUCCAACCAGUACAACUUCUUUUAUAUGUAUGACCUGGAAGCAGCACAAGAGACUAAGAUUCCCUCCAACCUAGGAAGGGAUGGCCACAACAUGAAGAAUGUUCUUGUCUCUCCUGAUGGGGAGUUGCUGGUUUUCAUAGGUAAGAAUGGGCAGCUGCACCUCUUUGAUGCUGACUGCCUCUCUCUUGUGGACACACUGUAUGCAUCAGGGGAUGUGACCUCAGCAGCUUUCAAUUCUGAUGGAUCUCGACUGUACACACAUACUAUUGAGGGAGAUGUAUAUAUCUGGGACAUGCACGCUAGAGCCUGCAUUCAUCGUUAUUAUGAUGAUGGCUGCAUUGGUGGUACAAGCAUUGCUGUGUCUCCAAAUAACCAGUACCUGGCAUGUGGAUCUUCAUCGGGAGUGGUCAGUGUGUAUGACCUGGCAAAUGUGAUGAGUUCCUCACCGAGCCCUGUCAAGGUGCUGACACGGUUGCGUUCUAGUGUCUCAACGCUUGCUUUCAACUCCUCGUCAGAAAUCUUGGCCACUGUCUCAAAUCAAGUGGAGAAUGCCAUCAAACUUGCACAUCUCCCCUCCAUGACCUACUUUGAGAAUUUUCCUGAUCCCAAAAGUGAACUGCGACGAAUCCAGACUAUGAACUUCUCACCACAAACGGGUUUUCUGGCAAUGGGGAAUAAUUCUGGCUGUGCCAUUCUGUACAGGCUCCAUCAUUUUACCAAUUAUUAGAUGGUAGUUCCUAUUUUGCUUUCAGCAUGGUAAAAUGAUAGAAAAGAAAAGAAUGUAUACAAUAUUUAGAUAUCACGUGAUGCAGUCUUUACCAAUUUAUUAUUAAACUUGAAAUUACUGCA
Molecule: messenger RNA, 2086 nt
Organism: Portunus trituberculatus (swimming crab)
Lineage: Eukaryota; Metazoa; Arthropoda; Malacostraca; Decapoda; Portunidae
Gene: wcd
Product: U3 small nucleolar RNA-associated protein 18 homolog
Exons: 9
Coding region: 312-1964 (550 amino acids)
Biological process (GO): rRNA processing
Cellular component (GO): small-subunit processome; Pwp2p-containing subcomplex of 90S preribosome
Molecular function (GO): protein binding
Source: RefSeq, a predicted model, not a curated record